GUCCUUAAAAUCAACUCGAACGCUCCGGCGUGGUUAUUCGACGUCUUUACCUGACUUGUACAGCUCCUGCAUCCCGCUUCUGUGAAAACCAAACACAAAGAGGUCAACAUGGUGUCGCUGGGCCGCCAGAUGCUAGGCUUCAUCCUGGCCAUCAUCGGCUUCUUGGGGACCAUCAUCGUGUGCGCCCUUCCCAUGUGGAAGGUGACCGCAUUCAUCGGUGCCAACAUCGUAACGGCGCAGGUGAUCUGGGAGGGUUUGUGGAUGAACUGCGUAAUGCAGAGCACGGGCCAGAUGCAGUGCAAGAUCUACGACUCCCUGCUCGCCCUUCCCCAGGACCUCCAGGCCGCCCGUGCCCUUGUGGUCAUCGCCAUCAUCUUGGCCGGCUUCGGUAUCAUCCUGGGUAUAGCCGGGGGAAAGUGUACCAACUUCGUGGAUGAUAAGGCAGCCAAAGCUAAGGUGGCGAUCGCGGCAGGCGUGGUCUUCAUCUGCGCCGGGGUCAUGGUACUCAUCCCAGUGUCCUGGUCUGCCAACACUAUCAUCCGGGAUUUCUACAACCCGAUCCUGACCAACGCUCAGAGGAGGGAGCUCACCAUCAUGCACUCCAUGGGCAUGCAGAUGGCCGGCUGCGCCCUGGCCCUCUUGGGCUGGAUCGGCGUGCUGAUCGCGUGCGGCUCGCCCAUGUGGCGCGUAACCGCCUUCAUCGGCAGCAGCAUCGUCACGUCGCAGAUCAUGUGGGAGGGUCUUUGGAUGAGCUGCGUGGUCCAGAGCACGGGUCAGAUGCAGUGCAAGGUCUAUGAUUCCAUGCUGGCUCUGAGCCAGGACCUCCAGGCCGCCCGGGCCCUGGUGGUGGUCUCCAUCGUCAUCGGGCUCGCCGGUGUUCUUGUGGCCUUCGCCAGUGGCAAGUGUACCAGCUUCAUACCUGAUAAAAGGGCCAAAGCGAGGGCGUCGGUGGCCGGCGGAGUUCUUCUGAUUAUCAGCGGGUUUCUCAUCAUCAUCCCCGUGUCCUGGACCGCCAGUAUCAUCAUCAGGAACUUCUACAACCCGACAGUGGUGGACGCACAGAAGAGGGAGCUGGGGGCUUCUCUCUACAUCGGCUGGGGAGCGGGGGGACUUCUGCUGCUGGGAGGGGCCCUCUUGUGCGCCAGCUGCCCCCCCAAGAUGGAUGAAGCGGAUUCCGUGCACUACUUGGUGAACAGAUCCAUGGGAGUGUACAGCAAACCCAACUCGAUGACCUCCUACACGCCGACAAAAACGUACAUUUGAGACUAGUCAAGUAAAAUCUGGAAAAGGGAACAUGAAGGACGAGCAUGCUCGCUGUCUGGCAUGAUUUAUUUUUUGUAUAUAUUAUAUUGUGUAUAGACACAUGGGUGGAAAAAGUAGGUGGACAGUUUUGAUUAUGAAACAAAUGCUCUCUAAUUGUUGUCCUUUAGCAUUAACACAUUCCUGUAGAGUAGUUUCUACUCUUAAACACUGAUCUCUUUAUUGUUCUCAAUUUCUUGGAAUGGUUCGCUUGUGAAUUUACACGUCAACAACAGUACGUGGUUUUCUUGAAUAUAUUUAUACUAUUAUUUUUGACAACACCCCAAAAGAAGAAAUCCAUAGGGGUGAGUUCAAUAACAAAGAACGCAGAACGCAACUCUUACAACUGUGUACCUACUUUUGCUUGCCCCCUGUAUAUUUGGAUGGACAGUUUCUUGUUUUACUUCAGUGACCUAAUGUCCGCGUGUCCGACUUUGGAUUGAGAGUUACCUUUCCUCAUUUUACUCCGUGACUUACUGUUCCAGGUGUUGGACAUUUGAUGGACAGUUAUGAGGUUUUGCCGUUUCACUUCUAUAAUUUAGUUUCCCAGGUGAAAGUUAGGACAUUUUCUUGUUUCACUUUUGUGACUUACUAUUCUGGUUGGACAGUUACGAUAUUUUUAUCAUUCUGGGUGUUAAUUGACAAUAGCAUUUUGUUGUUCUACUCUCGGACUUACUUUUCAAGGUGUCGGACGCUGGAAGGACAGCUAUGAAAUAACUUUUUCUCAUUUUACUCUGUGCCUUACUGUUCCAGGUGUUGAACAUCGGAUGGAGAGUUGUGACAUUUUAUCGUUUUACUUCUGUGGCCCAUUGUUCUGGGUGUUGGACGCUGGAUAGAAAACUAUGAGAUUUUCUCAUUUUACUAAAUGACUGACUAUUCCUGUGUUGGAUGUUGAAUAGACAGCUAUGACAUUUCUGGUUUUUCUUCGGUGACUUACAGUUCUGUGUCGGACGUUGGCUAAGCAGUCAAUAUUUUCUCAUUUAACUUCGCUGACCUGGUGUAAGAUUAAGCUGGAUGGACAAUUAAAAUGUUUUCUCGUUUGACCCGUGAGUUACUGUUCUGGGUGUCAGAUGUUGAAUUGAGUUAUGACAUUUCCUUGUUUUACUCUAUGAGAAUGAAGGAAAAAGGCUUGAAUGAAGAUGCUUGCUGUCUUAAAAAUGUCUUUAAAAGACAACUCAAUAGGGCACGCUCAUUACAUGUAUUCAUUAUUUCAUGAACUUUUCUAAGUUUGUUAGUGUUUCUCGUCACAAUAAAUUUGCUCUCUCGGUUAUAA
Phyllopteryx taeniolatus (common seadragon) is the source of this 2572-nucleotide messenger RNA. Its product is annotated as claudin-4-like. Gene Ontology annotation, molecular function: structural molecule activity. Lineage: Eukaryota; Metazoa; Chordata; Actinopteri; Syngnathiformes; Syngnathidae. Gene Ontology annotation, cellular component: plasma membrane; bicellular tight junction. The record is from RefSeq and is a predicted model, not a curated record. Gene Ontology annotation, biological process: cell adhesion; bicellular tight junction assembly. The transcript is spliced from 2 exons. The coding region runs from base 109 to 1263 and encodes 384 amino acids.